Paramisgurnus dabryanus is the source of this 3021-nucleotide messenger RNA. It is a transcript of the gene vps72b, whose product is annotated as vacuolar protein sorting 72 homolog b. The record is from RefSeq and is a predicted model, not a curated record. Gene Ontology annotation, cellular component: nucleus. Lineage: Eukaryota; Metazoa; Chordata; Actinopteri; Cypriniformes; Cobitidae.
UUAAAAUGGAAAAGUUUUCUUUGCAGGUUGUGGUACAGUUCGUGGAAAAUCCUUGUAGUGACAAUAAUAUUUCAAUGUGAGUCUGUCUACGAGAAAGAGAUCUUAGCUAAACAUGCAAGUGUACUUUAACCUUUCCCACACAGGAAAAAGGUAAACAAAUAUGGGACCUCGGAAAUCAUGUGAUCUUGACCCCUUGGGGAAUUCUGCCACUUUACCACAGCUGGAACCAAAAUACAUUUCUAUUUUAACAAUGUGCAUUGAUCAGUAAAACAAUUGACGGUUGUCAUUUCCCUAUAUUAAGGUUUUUCCCUGUGGACUUUUUAUAAACUUUCAUCUCCACGGUGCCAUGUUCUUCAUGUUUUCGCUUUGGUGAAACUGUUUUGGUCUUUUAUGGUUUUAUUGUAAUUAUAAUUGCCGGCAAUUCAUUGUGCAAUAAAAAAAUCAUAGGCGUAUGUACAGUACCGGCCACUUUCAAAGAGUUUGGACCGCCUUAUCUUGUGGGUGGUCUAUAAACAGAUUCGACCUGUUGUAAAGAAUCAAAUUAAUGCAACGCUCCUCCACACUUCUGCAAACUAGCAGUGAGUCAUUUAGAAUGUGAAUUUGUUUGCUAGUCUUUAGAAAAAUGUACGGCAUUAUAAAAUUCAUAGUUAUAAUUCCUUCAGUCCUUUGUCAAGAAAGAUUCAUGGCUUGUCAGAAGACAACAGAGUGACCAUGGAAUGCAGUUGGAAUGCUGCUGUAAAUAUACGUCGGAAAUGUUUUGAAUUGCAGUUCAUUGAGUUGCAUGAGGUUGCUUAUCAUCGAAACUAUCUUUAAAUUGGAUGAGUCCAAAUUAGCAAGCUAAUUUGCAAUCAUACAUACAUUUGCCAAUAGGAUAUCAAACUGAUAUAAUUUGUAUUUGCUAUGUGACAGAUGUGUCACAAGACGUUUGAGAGGAAGAAUCUAAACAACAUCUCAUCAUCACAAGGUUUUUUUUUUAUCAUCAUCACAAGGUUACUUUAGUGUAUUAAGAAUUUCUGUUUGUAUUUGACUUCUGUCUCCACCUGGCGGUCAGGUUGCGAAUUGCAGCUCUAUUAGUUUGGUCUGAAGAAAACCCCCCUGCAUCGAUUACUCCCUGAAUACCUAUUAGACUAGUAAGUCUGAAAUUUACUCAGCUUUUGUGCUUGAUUGUAAAAAUCUUUAUUUUCGCUCCUUCUUGAUACAAAUUAUACAAUUUAAAAUUGGUCAUCACGCUACGCAACACAUUUGAAAAUUAUGACAUUUGAUUUCUGGUGCCUUUUUAAACGCUGAUCUAUAAUAACUUCUCAUAUAAUAUAUUUAAGUGUUAUUAAUAUACUGUAUAUUAUAUUCAUUACACAACGGAUGUUAGUAUGAGUUUAGCUUUUAGCCGGGCUCCCCGAAAGACCGCGGGAAACCGCAUGUCCAGACUGCUGGAUGCAGAAGAGGAAGAUGACUUCUACAAGACCACCUAUGGGGGAUUUCAUGAUGAAUCAGGUGAUGAAGAGUAUAAGGGUGACCUCUCUGAAACUGAAGACGAGGUGGACAGUGACUUUGACAUUGAUGAGGGUGAUGAACCUAAUAGUGAGCAUGAGGAAGAUGGACCGCGCAGGAAGACCAGAGUGGUGACCAAAGCCUAUAAGGAGCCUGUUAAAGUGGUCCGGCAGAAACCAAAACAAAGAAAACUGACUGAACUGCCGAGGAGGACAGACAAGGCAAAAGCUGACAAAUACAACCCCCCCGAACUACAGGAGGACAUCAGUAGGAACAGAAAGUCUGUGCGUCAGUCCACGACAGAACACACACGACUGACGUACCUGAGGCUGCAGGAGAGACAAGUUGCUCCACGUCGAAGGAAGGGCGCUAGACAUGAGCGACCUUUGACCCAAGCUGAACUUUUGGCAGAGGCCAAGGUCACAGCAGAGAUAAAUCUACGAUCUUUGGAAAACUAUGAGCGUUUAGAGGCCAACAAGAAACGGCAGGUCCAUAUGAAACGACAGUGUGUGGGUUCUGUUAUACGGUAUCAGUCUGUGCUCAUGCCACUGGUGUCCGACGUCAGUCUUAAAGAGGAAAACGUUGAUGUUGAGGGGUUGGACCAGGAUGCCCAACCAAAUCCAGGACCCCAAGCUUUCUCCCAAUCAGAUACAACCCUUGCUGCACCAUCUAGUGUCCAAUCCACCAAUGCUUUUUCUGUAAAUACACUGCCACCAGGAAAUGCCAAAUGCUCCCGUACCUACAUUACAUUCAGCGAUGAUGAAACCUUCCAGCGCUGCUUUCCUCAAUCCCCAGCUCCUCGCAUUCCUGUCCAAGAGGUCUGCCCCGUUACCCAUAAGCCUGCGCUCUAUCGAGACCCCAUCACGGACAUUCCUUACGCUAAUGUACAAGCCUUUAGGAUCAUCAGGGAGGCUUACAAAAAAUAUGUGGCUGCUCACGGCCUGCCCUGCACUGCCACAGCGACUCCAGCUGACACUGCUGUGAAAAAUCUCAGACAGAAGAUUGUUAUUAAACAAGGGAUGGCGUAAAAUAAACUAGAUUAAAGAUUAAAAUGUGGAAAGAAAAGAGGUUGCCCAGGUCAAACAGUGUAGGGUAUUGGAAGUUUCACAAAUAUUUAGUCUGUUAUUUGGUGUCAUACAACUGCAUUAAACUGUUGGCUAUCAAAUAUCUAAUGUAAUAGUAAUGGUUUGUAUAAUUUAAACUACAACUUUUUCUUCAGCCCUACUGAAAAAUCCAGCUAAGACCAGCAUAAGCUGGUGAGCUGGUUUUACCUGGUCUCCCAGCUUGGUUUAAGCUGGUGGCGUAGCAAGCUGGUCUUGCUGUGUUUUGAUCACUUUUUAAGCUGGUCUAGCUGGACUUAGUUGGUCAGGCUGGAAGACCAGCUAAAACCAGUUUCCAGCUUAUGCUUGUCUUUGCUGGAUUUUUCAGUAGGGAGUGUUGUUAUUUUGCUGUUCUGCACUUUAUUUAUUAUUUUUAAUGGCAUUGUUGUAAUUGAUUGUAAAAGGAGUGUGUUAAUAUGAUUAAAAUAGCAUA